CAUUUUCGAUCCUUUAUUUAUUUAUUUAUUAUUAUUCGCGCAAAGAGACAGAGAGAGAGAGAGCCAAAAAAAAAAAAGAAGAAAAAGCGGUGUUAAUACUCUCUCCUCCUCGCCACCGACGAUUCCGACGAUGUCGGCGCCGCCGCCGAACCAACGGCAGGUUUCUCUGAGGGGAGCGAGCGCCAAGGAGAUCACGCGCGACGCCCUCCUCCAGAAGGUCUCCCACGAGCGCGAGCUCCGCAGCUUCCUCCGCCGCGCCGCCGCCGCCGCCGCACUCAUCCAGGUGUGGUGGAGAUAUGUAGGAUCUUGAUGGGAAGUUAGAAAAUUUUUGAAGCGAAAGUAGGAAAUAUGAGUUAAUAUGACUCUUGAUUGAUCAUCGGGCAACAAGGACUUCUCAUGCGGGUUUGGAGGCGGUACUCUGAGUUGAAAAAGGUUUCUCAGCAGCUUCAAGAAGAGUGGGAAGCAUUAGUUGUCCAGUACGGCGGUUGUAUUACAAAGCAAUGGAUUUCAAACAAAUUGCUAAGGCCAUUUCUUUUUAUUGCUAUGCAGUCAACUACAUCAUAUAAGAAACAGCAACUUAGGAAGAUGAAUUAUGUGUCGGCAUGUUUCAAAAUUCUCUUAAGCAGCAUAAACUCUUAUGAUAUGGAACAAAACUUUUGUUCUCUUGCCGUUGGUACACUGGAGGAAAGAUCUACAUGGCUUUAUCAAGCAAAAAAACUGCUUUCGCUUUGCUCAUUAAUUCUUGCUGAGUGUGAUUUCUCCCGUCGCGAGAGUGAUAACAUGGUUGCACUAACUGCUCUUGCAAUGCGCCUGGUUAUCAGUUUGACUGAUCUAAACGGGUGGAAGUGCUUAAAAAGUGAGAAUACCGGAGAUGCAGAUGUAGCUGUGAAGAGGUUGAUUGGUUUUAUGAGUACAAGAAGUAGCGGAAUGUACAGCUGUAUUAGGAGAUUUGUCUUGAAGCUCGGUGCUCAAGAUGCAUCACAGAGGAAAGCUAUUGCACUGACAGAUGAUCAAUUCUUAAUUACUGCAAGUGCAGUAACCUUAGGAUUACGUCCUUUUCAUUUGAAGAAGUCGAACAUUAAUGAUGCUGAUGCUUUUGAUGUGAAUGGUGCUAUUGAAGAAUACAUUUUGUUUAUACUGACUGUUCCAUAUCUCUGUCAGCGUCUACCAUCUUUCCUGCUUCCUGCUUUAAAGCAUGAGUCUGUGCUGCUGCCAUCUCUUAACAUUUUACUGAUUUCCAGGGAUAAAAUCUUUGAGGAAAUAUCUAAACUGGAGCAGUCAGAAGAAUAUAGUUCUUGUGUUGAAGCCAUCCCUUACUCCGGUUGGGCUCUUGCAAAUGUUAUUAACUUGGCGAUAGAUUAUGAUGAUAAAUCAGCUGUUUCUGGGAAUUUCGUGCAAGGGUUAGACUGUCGAUUUUAUAUUCAUGUGGUUAAUUGCCUUUCUCAAAACUUUUUGUACGUUAUUGAGAAAAUGAAGGCAUUGAUGAAAAAGGAUGACGGUGAAUCAUCAGGAGCUAGAGAUCCCUUUUCGCAAGCGGUCGAUUCAGAUAACAGUAAUUUGCAUCCAUUAUUAUACAUAGACCUUCUGAAACCUGUAUAUCAGCAGUGGCACCUAAGGAAGCUUUUGAUGAUGACAAAGGAGAAUAUUUCUACUGGGACACAUGAUAGUAAUGGUUCAAAGCGGAGCUUAGAGGAAUAUGGGAAUUUCAAGCUACUGAAUAUUAUAUGUUUUUACUAUUACAUGCUGAGGAUCUUCUCUUUCCUGAACCCUUUUGUUGGUUCGUCACCUAUUCUCAAUGUUCUUUCCUUCACCCCCGGGUUUCUUAGAGAAUUAUGGGAAAUAGUAGAAGGUUCAAUCUUUACUUGUGGAGCUGAUAGCAUACAAUAUGAUGCCAAACAUCAAAGGUAUACUGGUUUUGGGAGUUAUAGUGAACAAGUUGGCGACAUACGGCACAGAAGGAGCACAAGGGAUAUGGGAAACAAGUGGGUGAAUGUUCUGCAAAAGAUAACUGGAAAAUCAACUGAAGCUGAUGCUGAUUGUAGUGAUAAUGCAUUGAAUUCUGUCCAGUUCAAUGAAAACGAAUAUGAUCUGUGGGAUGUUGAAGCUAUGAAACAAGGGCCUCAAUUUAUCUCAAAAGACUUGUCGCACAUGUUGCACCUGUUUUGUGCUACAUAUGGACACCUCUUAUUGGUUCUAGAUGACAUUGAGUUCUAUGAGAAGCAGGUUCCAUUUACACUUGCACAACAGCGGAGGAUUGCCUCAGUACUUAACACGUUAGUGUACAAUUCUUUCAUUUAUAAUGGUGGAAAAAGCGAUCAACCUCUUAUGGAUGUAGCAGUGAGGUGCCUUCAUCUCCUAUAUGAAAGGUAUUGCAGGCACCGGUUCUGCCCCACUUCUUUGUGGCUUGCACCAGCCAGAGAAGGCCGUGUCCCGAUUGCAGCAGCUGCUAGAACUCAUGAAGCUGCAUUUGCCAAUCUGCAAUAUAGUGAUGCUUCAACUGUUCCAACCACGAGUUCUGCUCUUACAACUGUUCCACAUGUGUAUCCUUUUGAGGAGAGAGUUCAGAUGUUCAGAGAGUUCAUUAAGUUAGAUAAGGUAUCUAGAAGAGUAGCUGGUGAAGUCUCUGGACCAGGUCCAGGAUCAAUUGAGGUUGUUAUUCGUCGAGAUCACGUUGUUGAGGAUGGAUACAGGCAGUUGAACUAUCUUGGAUCAAGAUUAAAAUCAUGUAUUCAUGUGUCUUUUAUAAGUGAAUGUGGCCUUCCUGAAGCUGGUUUGGACUAUGGCGGUCUAUCGAAGGAGUUCUUAACUGAUUUGUCCAGGGCUGCCUUCAACCCUGAAUAUGGGCUAUUCUCGCAGACUUCCACAUCAGAUAGCAGUUUAAUUCCUAAUAUGUCUGCGAGGCUGUUAGAGAAUGGAAUCGAAAUGAUUGAAUUUCUUGGUCGAGUUGUUGGGAAAGCUCUUUAUGAAGGAAUUUUACUGGACUAUUCCUUUUCACUGGUCUUUGUGCAAAAGCUGCUAGGCCGUUACAGUUUUCUUGAUGAGUUAUCAACACUUGAUUCUGAACUUUAUAGGAACCUUAUGUAUCUCAAGCAUUUUGAUGGUGAUGUUGGGGAGCUGUCUUUGGAUUUUACUGUGACUGAAGAGCUAGGUGGCAAAAUGGUUGUUGCUGAGCUUAGACCUGGUGGUAAAAAUAUGCCUGUCACAAAUGAGAAUAAGUUGCAGUAUGUCCAUGCCAUGGCUGACUAUAAACUUAACCGCCAGAUUCUUCCUUUUGCAAAUGCAUUUUAUAGAGGGCUUAGUGAUCUCAUAUCACCGUCAUGGUUGAGCUUAUUUAAUGCUAAUGAAUUCAAUCAGUUGCUUUCAGGUGGAAGGCAGGAUAUUGAUGUUGAUGAUCUGAGAAACAACACAAAGUAUACCGGUGGUUAUUCUAAUUCAAGUCGCACAGUUAAGCUGUUUUGGGAGGUUGUCAAAGGAUUUAAACCAAUUGAAAGAUGCAUGCUAGUUAAAUUUGUAACAAGUUGUUCGCGAGCUCCAUUGCUUGGAUUCAAGUACUUGCAGCCACCAUUUACAAUUCACAAGGUCGCAUGUGACGUUCCUCUUUGGGCCACUAUAGGUGGGCAGGAUGUAGACCGUCUUCCAUCUGCAUCUACAUGCUACAACACGCUGAAGCUGCCAACAUACAAGCGAUCGAGUACUCUGAGGAACAAGCUACUUUAUGCUAUCACUUCAAACACUGGAUUUGAACUUUCCUAAGGUACAGAGUUUUCUCUGAAUUACUGUUUUGGAUUGUAGUUUUUUGUGAAUAUUUCUGGUACCAUGUAAAUUCAUCUGUAAAUCAUGUCGAGAGAGAAUGACGCCACUACAUCAGAAGAACAACAAAGAACUACAGAACUUCUGUGAUUCAUAUUUAGUGUAGUGCAGUGUAAAUAAUGCUUUUUUGUUCGAUCUCUUCAUUUUGCCAACAUAGAGCUCGUUUUUGUAUCUAUAGGAGGUUGUUGAUCGCAUGGUUUUAGGGUUUGGGUAUUUGAAACUUUCAUCAUGCAUGACUCCCAGUGUGACUUUCGAGAUGAAUUAACUUGUGUUGUUCUGAAAAACCAAGUCAAGAAAUCCCACAGAUUGUCUUGAUCGAUGAAAUCGUUAGUUAAAUGAAAUUUGAAGAGCUACUAUUGGAUUUU
Messenger RNA from Ananas comosus (pineapple), 4175 nucleotides. Its product is annotated as E3 ubiquitin-protein ligase UPL7. Gene Ontology annotation, molecular function: ubiquitin protein ligase activity. Lineage: Eukaryota; Viridiplantae; Streptophyta; Magnoliopsida; Poales; Bromeliaceae. The transcript has 15 exons. The record is from RefSeq and is a predicted model, not a curated record. Gene Ontology annotation, biological process: ubiquitin-dependent protein catabolic process; protein polyubiquitination. Bases 397 to 3753 code for a protein of 1118 amino acids.